Molecule: messenger RNA, 1338 nt
Organism: Odocoileus virginianus texanus
Lineage: Eukaryota; Metazoa; Chordata; Mammalia; Artiodactyla; Cervidae
Gene: GPIHBP1
Product: glycosylphosphatidylinositol anchored high density lipoprotein binding protein 1
Biological process (GO): triglyceride homeostasis; positive regulation of lipoprotein lipase activity
Cellular component (GO): plasma membrane
Molecular function (GO): lipase binding; chylomicron binding
Source: RefSeq, a predicted model, not a curated record
GCCGCAGUGACUUCCCUUCCCCCGCCUCUGGAGUCAGGGUGGGAAAUGACCAUCCCUGGCCCAGUGCCUGGCCUGGGGGCCAGUGUGAGGUCCAUUGUUUGAGACUGGAGCUGGGGGGCCCGGGGCCCUGGGAAGCCCCCAGCAAGGCCCUUUGUCCCACUUCCCACAGAUCCAGAGGCCCGGCGAGGCCCUGGUGAGCAGACGCGGCAGAGGUGGUAGCCCCGCAGGAUGAAGGCGCUGGUGGCUGUCCUGCUGGCCCUGCUGUGGUGCGGGCAGCAAGGGAGAGGGCGGGCACAGGAGGACGAGGAUGACGACCCGGACGCUGGGCGCGAAGGCUACGACGAUGAGGAGGACGAGGAGGAAGAGGAGGCCAGCACGCCUGCGGGCAGCAGGGGCUCAGGGCCACAGUGCUACGCGUGCCAGUCCCUGCACAAGGGGGAGAGCUGCCGGCAGGUGCAGAGCUGCGUGCUCCCCAAGACGUGCAAAGCCAUUGUCUCCUCCUGGAACGCUGAGUCAGGUCCCCAGACCACCUACUCGGGGUGGUGUGCAGACACGUGUCAUCCCACCAGCAGGACUGUGGAAGGAUCCCUGACGACCAUAUCCUGCUGCCAGUCCAGCCUGUGCAACACCCCACCCUGGCAGGACCCCCAGGGGAGAGGGGCAGGCGGCCCCCGGGGGAGCCUUGCAACUGUGGCUGCCACCCUCCUGCUCAGCCUCCUGGCCGGUCUUCAGGCGAUGGCGCUUUGAGUGGGGCGGUCCCUCCUCGUGCCCAGCCUGGCUUGCACCCUGGCUGGCCAGCACUCUAUCCGCUGUCCCCUCCCCUGGACCAUGGAGAAUAAACUGGAAGCACCUGUGAUGACCCCGCCGCACUGGUUCCUCUCGGCCACGGCUGCCCUUCCUCGGUUUCCCCUUCCAGCAUCCUGACCUUCUCUCCCUGCCUCUCCCUGGCAGAUGGCCAGCACGUGGGCCUUAGGUCCAGGCCUCAGCGGCUCACAGGGUGGGUCCACACGGCUCCCCGCCCCCAGGAGAGAAAACACUCACUGCAUGCCAGUGGGGAGCCCACCCCAGUUUGCUCCCCAACUUCUUGCCGGAGAAAACCUCCAUCCAUCCAUGUGACGGGCAGCCCUUUCAGGGAGGAGACUUGGGGAGGAAGGUUUCCUUGGCCUACAGGAGGAAAGGGCCCCACCCAGGGCUGCUUGGGGGUGAAUGGAAUUAAUGAGGGGCUGGAAGACAAACAGAAAAGAGAGGGAGGCAGGUGGUGUGUGGCUCAGAUGGGACUUUGCAACCAACCACUCAGCUUGCGGGGGGACGGGGCAGAGGAGGGGCAGUCAGGGAGAA